Marmota flaviventris (yellow-bellied marmot) is the source of this 4884-nucleotide messenger RNA. The record is from RefSeq and is a predicted model, not a curated record. Lineage: Eukaryota; Metazoa; Chordata; Mammalia; Rodentia; Sciuridae.
AUGAGUUCCUCCUCCAGCGAGCCUGGCCGUGGGGACCCCGCUGAGCAGUCCCCACUGGGGCUGGACACGGUGAUCCAGAGGUUGGAGGACACCAUCCUCAGCCCCAGGGCCAGCAGGGAAGAUCGGGUACUCACUGUGCGAGGGGAGGGCCGGCAGGCCUCGCCCACCCCCUUGCCUGCCCGCAUCCGUGAGAUCGUGGCCAGCAGCCUGCGUGAGGAGCCACCCCAAGGGGUGCUGGAGCCACCUGCCACUCUGGUCCACCUGCAUGAGGAAAGGGAGCUGCUGCAAGAGGAGCUGGCCCGGCUGGAGGACCUGCUGGCCCAGUCAAGCACCGAGCAGGCCGAGCUGGCCGGCAGGUACCAGGCUGUCAGCCACCGGAUGCAGGCCCGCCUGGAGGCCACCCAGGCUCGGCUGCGGAGGUCAGAGCUGGAGCACAGUGUGGACCUGGAGGAGGCUCUUGGCCGUCUGGAGGCCGCAGAGCAGAGAGUCCCUCGGACCCAGCGGAUGGGCCCUGGGCAGCCAGGGGAUCUCCUCCUCCUGUGGAGACAGGCCUCAGAGCUCAAGGGACACGUGGCCCAGGUGCGGGUGGCCACGGAGAGGGCUCUGGCGGACAUGCAGGCCAAGGCCGCCUGGACAGCCCGGCGUCUGCACGCAGCCUGCCGCAGCCUCGACUCCAACCUGCGACUGGCAGCCAGCAGCCCAACCACCCUGGAGCAGCGGCUGCGGGACCAGGUCAGGGAGACGCUGCAGCUGCAGGGCCGCUGGGAUGCGGAGAAGGCGGAGCUGCAGGCCAGACUCUCGGAGCAGACGCUGCUGGUGGACAAGCUCACACAGCGGAAUGGGUCACGGGAAAGGACCGUGGACUCCCGCAGGACCGAUGGCCAGAGACCGGAGUCCCAGCGCGACAGGGACGGGGGCCGGCUGGCCAUGGACACCCUGAGGGACGAGGUGGGAUCCCUGCAGCGGGUGCUGGCCAGCAUCACAGAGGUGGCUCUGGGGGACUCCGGGAGCCUGGAGCUGGCAUGGGGCAGCAGCACUGAUGGCCAGGAGGCGCGGAGCCAGCUGAGGAGCCCCCCACGUGCCACGUCCCCCCGCCAGGCUGUGUCCUCCCCACGGGCCCACUCCCCAGCCCACCUGGACCCAGCACUGCGGGCCGUGCAGACAGCCAUUGAGAGACGGAGGCAUCGGGAGCAGGAGCUGCGUCUGCAGCUACAGUCCUCCCGGGAGGCCACGGCCGGACUCCAGGAGCAGCUGUCCACGUGCCAGCAGGAGCUUCGGGCCUCGCAGAGGCUCCUGCAGAGCAGGACUCAGGAACACGAGGCCCUCCUGGCCAGGCUGGAGGCCCAGAGGCGUGAGGCCAGGCGCUGCCAGAGGACUGCGGAGCUCUUGGGAAGGGAAAAGGUGGCCUUGGAGACGGUGGUGGAGGAGCUGAGGGCGAGGGCGGAGCAGGACAGGCAGAGCACGCGGGAGCUGGAGGCCAGGUGGGCAGAGAGGACCGGCUCUGGGCUGCUAGCGGUAGCCCUGCCUGUGGUCUCCUGGGCAUCCCCACUGACCCUGAGGCCACCUCACGCCUUGCCCCCUGACCUCAGACAGAGGCGCCUGCAGCAGCUGGAGGAGAAGGUCUCUGGGCUCAGGAGGGAGCUGGCCGAGGCCCGGGAGGCCCUGAGUGCCGCGCAGCUGCAGCGGGACCUCGUGGAGAGCGAAAGGGAGGGCCUGCGCGGUGCCCUGGCCCGGGCUGAGUCCAGCCACGCUGACCUGGAACUGCUUGUGACGCGGCUGAAGUCGGAGGGGGUGGAGCAGCGGGACUCCCUGGCCGCGAUGGCGGCCCUGAUGGAGGGGCUGGCCCGGGACAAGGGCUCCCUGAGCCACGUGGUGCUCCAGCUGGAGCAGGAGCGCGACCAGCUGCGGGAGCAGCGGAAGGCCCUGGAGCAGCGGCAGGAGGCUGCCCAGGAGCAGCUGGGGCAGCUGGGGCAGCAGCUGGCCUGCACCCGGGCAGAGCGCAGCGGCCUGCAGGAGGCCUGCGGGCGCCUGGAGCAGCGGCAGGAGCAGCUGGAGGGGCAGGUGACCCUGCUCGGGCGUGAGAGGGCCCAGCUCCAGGAGCAGGUGGGCCAGGUCACAUGCAGAAAAGAGGCCCUGGAGAAGCAGCUAGCACAAAGCCUGCAGGACCAGGACACCCAGAUGGACACUCUGCAGCAAGCCCUGAAGGCGAAGGCUGCUCUGACUGAGGAGCGAGUCCAGCUGCUGGCCAAGCAGGAGGCCCUGGAGAGGCAGGGGCAGCUGUCAGCUGAGGAAGCAUCUGACCUCAGGCUGGAGAGGGACUCUCUGGAGAGCAGCCUCUUUGAAGCCCAGCAACGGGCCAAGCAGCUGCAGGUCCAGCAGGAACAGCUGGAGGGAGAGGCCCAGAGUGCCCGGCUGGAGCAGCAGGCCUUACAAGUGGAAAUGGACAGACUGAACAGGGACUGGACGGUCCAGGAGGCAAAGCUGCAACGGGAGGUAGGGCGGCUGCAGUGGCGGGUGACGCAGCAGGAGCAGGACCUGCAGCUGGCCCUGGAGAGACAGGCACUGGCCCACCAAGAGGACCUGGCACGGCUCCAGAGGGAGAAGGAGGCCCUCGUUCUCUCCCUGGCAGAGGAGAAGAAGUUGGCUGUUCACAGGCUGCAGCAGGAGAGGGAGCUACUGGCAACGAGUGCGGCCACCAGGGAGACCCUGGAGCAGGAAGUGCAGACCCUGGAGCAGGAAGUGCAGACCCUGGAGCAGGAGCAGCAGGAGAGCCUCCGCCAGAUGCAGAAGGCCCUGUCUCUAAAGGAAGCAGAGAGCAGCCUGCUGAAGGAGAAGCUGUCCAGGGCCACGCGGGACCUGGAGCGCGCGCAGCAGGAGGCCCGGGGGCAGCAGGCACGAGCCGAGGCCACCCUCAGCACCAGGACAGAGGAGCUACAGGCCCUUCAGGCCCAGUUUGAGGAGGCCAUCUCCUCCCACCAGACACAGGCCGCAGCUCUGAGCCAGAGUCUCCGGGAGAUGGCAGCCGGGAGGAGCAGUGCCCAGAGAGAGGCUGAGAGGCUGCGGGCACAGCUGAAGGUGGCCCAGGAGGAGCUGGUCAGCCUGCGCCAGGAGCGACGGGGCUGGGCGGAGAGCCGAGAGGGUCUGCACAGGGAGGUCCUGGAGGCCCGCCGGGCGCUGCGUGACGAGGCCCUCGAGAAGAGUGUGCUGCAGGGCUCCAACGCCGAGCUGCGGGCCGCCGUCCGCAGGGCCGCGCAGGAGGAGGCCAGUUUUAAGCGGUCCCAGGAGGAGCAGGAGCAGAAGCUGCUGGGGCUGGAGGAGGCCUGGGCAGCUGCUCAUCAGGAGGCCGGGGUGCUGCGGGCCAGGCUGCAGGAGCUGGAGCAGGCCUGGGGGGACACCCGCCGGGAGCUGCAGGAGAGCCGCAGGCAGGUGAGAAUGCUGGAAGGUGAGAAUCGGAGGAAGAGCCAGGAGGUGCGCGAGCUGCAGGCCCGGGGUGCACAGGACGCCCAGCGUCAGCAGCAGAGCCGGCAGGAGGCACUGGGGCUACAGAGGCAGGUGACAGAGGCCGAGGCCACCCUCCAGCAGACCCGGAAGGAGGUGCUGGGCCUGCAGCAGCAGCUGGCGGAGACAGAGGCCUCAGGGAAGGCCCGGGCACAGCAGCUGGAAGGACACCUGCACGAGAGCCAGGAGACUGAGCAGGCCCUGCGGGCCGAGGUGCACCGCGUCACCAGGAGGCUGCGGCAGGCCCGCUCCCUGGCUGACAGUCUUCAGGCUCGCCUGGACAGUGCCCAUGGCCGGGUCCUUGACGUAGAGCAGGAGCUUGCCCAAGCCAAGGGUGCCAGGCGGGACGCGGAGGCCCAGCUGGACGGGCUGUGCUCCACACUUCGCCGUGGCCUGGGGCUCCAGGGUCGGAGCCCCUCCGCCUCCCCAGAACGACCUGGUUCUCCCAUGAAAGGUUCCAACAGCUCCCAGGCUCCACCUGAGUGGUACAGAGCCAGCUCCCCCACCAGGGCCCAUUCACCACCCCGGUGGCACCCACCUGCACCUGGAGACUGCGACUCAGAGGUCAUUGAUGUGGCCUCUGUGCAGGACGCACUGGGGGACCUUAUGCAGAAACUUCAAGAUGCCCAGCGGGAGCGGGAUGAGGCCCAUGUCCAGGUGCAGAGCAUGAGCAGCCGGCGGCACAGGGUGGAGAGCGAACUUGCCCAAGCCCAGAGCCACCUGGGGCAGCUGCAGAGGGCCCUGGCAGAGGCAGAGGAAGGUCGGCACCGGGCAGAAGGUGCUCUGAGCAGCACCCGGGCAGCAGGGGCCCUGCAGAAGGAGGCGCUCCGGAGGCUGGAGACCGAGCACCUGUCCAGCUUGCGGGCGGCCAGCCAGGAGAGGCGGCGGCUACAGGAGCAAGUGGCCACACUGCAGCAGGCCUUGGGGGGAAGCAGGAAGGGCCUGGAAGAGAAGGGGAGGCUGCUGGAGGCGCAGCUGGCUGGUCUGGGAAGCAGGUGCCAGGAGGGAUCCCUGGAGCCCCUGCGACAGGUGCUCCGGAGGCGGCAGCGCGGGAGGCAGGCGGCACGGCGUGCGGAGCGGCGCGCCCUGCGGGAGCAGACCACAGCGCUGCGCACCGAGCGGGCCCGCCUGCAGGGGGAGCUCGCGGCGCUGCGCGCGCGCCGGGCGCAGACCGUGUGGGAGACACUGAGGAGGGAGAGGGACGUGGCGAGGCUGGGGGCUGAGAAGCAGAGGCUGCAGCAGUCCCUGCUCAGCCUGCACCAGGAGCUAGACUGGACCCUAAGGCAGAACCAGCAGCAGGUGGCCACCCUGAGGGAGCAGCUGGACCAGGAAGCACAGCGACCACCACACACCCACCUCAGCCAGGCCUUGCUGGUCAGGCAGUGA